GGCCGGGGCGGGCUGGGCUGCGCCUGUCAGCGGGGCGGCGGGAUGGCGGCGCUCUACGCCUGUACCAAGUGCCACCAGCGCUUCCCUUUCGAGGCGCUCAGCCAGGGCCAGCAACUCUGCAAGGAGUGCCGGAUUGCGCAUCCCAUUGUCAAAUGCACUUACUGCAGGACUGAAUUCCAGCAGGAAAGCAAAACCAACACAAUAUGCAAGAAGUGUGCUCAGAACGUGAAGCUCUACGGAACGCCCAAACCCUGCCAGUACUGCAACAUCAUAGCAGCCUUUAUUGGAAACAAGUGCCAGCGUUGCACAAACUCGGAAAAGAAGUAUGGCCCUCCUCACUCCUGUGAGCAGUGCAAGCAGCAGUGCGCGUUUGACCGCAAGGAUGACAGAAAGAAGGUGGAUGGCAAGCUGCUGUGCUGGUUGUGCACCCUGUCCUAUAAACGGGUCCUACAGAAGACCAAAGAGCAGUGCAAACACCUGAGCAGCUCUUCCCGGGCCAGCCUGCAAGAGAAGGAACAGUACAGCAGGCUCAGCAGUGGCAGCCACUAUAACAGCCAGAAAACCUUAUCCACCUCUUCUAUUCAGAACGAAAUCCCAAAGAAGAAAGCCAAGUUUGAUGCCAUAUCUGCCAAUGGUGACAGCGUUCCUUCCUCUCCCGAGAUGCUUUGUCCCCCUACCCAGAGUGCCCCGUCCACGUUGGCUUCCCAACAGAGUCUCGGUGCCCACCAUUGUCCUGUUUCUCACGGCACUGACAUCCUGAAUUUUUCUCCGGACCUCGCCCUGGACUCUCCUGGCACUGACCACUUUGUUAUCAUUGCCCAGCUGAAGGAGGAAGUGGCUACUUUAAAAAAGAUGCUGCACCAGAAAGAUCAGAUGAUUUUGGAGAAGGAGAAGAAGAUCACAGAGCUGAAAGCUGACCUGCAGUACCAGGAGUCGCAGAUGAGGGCAAAGAUGAACCAAAUGGAGAAGACACACAAGGAGGUCAUGGAGCAGUUGCAGGCCAAGAACAGAGAACUCCUGAAGCAAGCAGCUGCCCUGUCCAAGGGCAAAAAACCUGAGAAGUCGGGAGCAAUAACCUCCCCUUAAAACCAAACCUUCCCCCUCAACCCCUCCCCGCCCCAAAUCUGGGAGCUUUUCCUUAGCCAAGGAGUCUGGGAGAGACCUGCCCCAUCGCUGGAAGCCAAAAACCUUGGUGUUGUCACUGUCCUGCUGCCCUGGACCAGAUGGAAACACCUGGGGUGUGGUUGCCUUUGGACAGAACCCUCGAGCGUGGCUGCUUUCCGUCUCCGUCCCACGGUGAUCCACGGGGAGAGGUCCCAAGCCAUCCUAAAAAGAAAAAAAAAAAGACCAACCCCAGUCCUUGAAGUACUGCUUUCUGGAAGGGUUUUUUUUUCCUAACCAGUUACCACCACUGCCAACCAGGAACCUGCUGCAUUUUAAGACUUCUUACUGGUUCCCAACCUGCUGCUGGGAGGCCGUGGCCAGUCCUUACGCAGAUCGGUCAGGAGCUGCGGGCGGUGGGAGCUUGAUUUGUGGGUGGUUUUUUGUUUUUUUGUUGGUUUUUUCCCCCCCUUGAACUCUUCCCUCUUCAAAAGAGAAGCCGAUAAAUCACCAGCCCAACAGAUGUUACUGGGAGGUUGUGCCACUGCUGAGAACGGUUCAUCCAGCUUUUUGAAGAUGCUUCCAAAAUGGGGGCUACGUAUUUAUCUUGGAAGAUUUUUUUGGGUUUGUUUCUUUUUUUUUUCUUUUUUUUUUUUUUUUUCUCCUUUUCUAUGUCAACUUGGCAAACUGAACUGCCUGGGUUUGUGUUUUCUUGUUUUGUUCUGGUAGCUUUUGGGUUGGAAGCCAGAGUGUAAUGAUACAGACCCAAAUUUUACCCCGUAUCCUGUGCUCCCCCCCCCCAUGUCCUGGUUACUCGGUGGCCUCUGGGGCUUUGAUGGCUUCUGCAGCGUGGUGUGAGGGAGCAUCUCUUCCUCCUGUUUCUUUACACGAGGAGAGAUUCAAGGCUUGGAUGUUCCCUCUGCUCCCCUCAGCCCCUGGAUGGAGCUCACCCUCCUCUCCCCCUUUCCCUGCCCCACAGCCCCCUCCCCGAUGCAGAAGUGGGGGCCGGGUUGGCUCCAGGAAAGCGCUUUACUCAGGCAGUGACCCAAGCCAGGGGGUGAUUUUUGGGGCUCUCCAGGGACAUUUCUCACUGCUGAUUGCAAACCAGCAGAAUAAAAGGGCUACGGAAGUUCCCUGUAACAGGGAUGUGCUUCUGGGAAACAGCACAGAGACCGCAGACCCCUCCAGCUCCCCGGGCUCCUCUCCUGGGCUUUUGGGGGGCUGGAUAAAAAAAAAGCACUUGGCCAGUGUGGAGCAGAAAGCACGGCUCAGCUCCUCACCAGCCCCACACCCAGCUCCACUAUGGGGAGGGGGGAAAGAGCUCAGGGUUUGGAGACCCCCGGGGUGCAGGAGUAGGAGAUAAAACCUUUGGAGCGGCGCUGACAGUAGGUAGCAAGAGGAGAAAUCAUCUUUUUUGAUGCAGGGCUGGCUGCUCUGUCAGGGUUUUUAUUAAGCUUUUAACUAGAGAUUGUGAUUUUUUUAUAUAUUUUUUUUUUUUCAUCCUUUUUCUCUUUUUUUUUUUUUUGUUACUAAAGAUGAUUUUAUUCAAAGGCACUUUUUUUUUUUUUUGGAUGAUGUUGGCUUCCGGCAUGGAAGGAGCACAUUGCAGCAUCAGAGACACUCUGCCAUGUGGGGUUUUUUUUUUGUUCUUCCUUUUUUUUUUUUAAAUAGACUUCUGAUGUGAAAAAAAUUAAAAAAAAAAAAAAAGUUGUUACACUUUGCCAGGGUGUGACAGCGGGAAAAUACUCACCUAAUUUUAUACUUCACACGUUUUUAGAAAAUGAGGUGCAUUGACGGGAUUAUUUUCUUUUUUAAAUGGGGGCUUUGCUUUUUUCGCUUCCCUCGAGAUACAGAAAUAAAUAGAGGGAGGAAGGCCCUGUAUGUACUAUUAUGGGUUGUUUGGGUUGUUUUUUUUUUUAAUUGUGAUAAAUUGAUCAUGCAGUUGAGUAGCCGAUGAUUUGUAGUAAUAACAUCGUUUCUUUGUAUGUUUGUAAUAAUGGAGAUUUUAAAAGGGACGCUUUGAUUUGUACAAAACUCUGACGACUGUAAAAGUGUUUUAAAAAAAAAAUCCUCA
This is a messenger RNA of Calidris pugnax (ruff), 3175 nucleotides long. It is a transcript of the gene FAM76A, whose product is annotated as family with sequence similarity 76 member A. Bases 43 to 1086 code for a protein of 347 amino acids. NCBI's taxonomy places the organism in Eukaryota, Metazoa, Chordata, Aves, Charadriiformes, Scolopacidae. The transcript has 10 exons. The record is from RefSeq and is a predicted model, not a curated record.